AUGGGUGGUGAGCAUGGGUACUCGGUCCGAACUGUCCAGUCUGUCCGUUCGGUCCAUGCUGUCCGCACUGGCUCGUCAACCUCGAUCUCCCGCAGACUGUCGUCGUCGUCGUCAAUGGGUGCGGCCGUGUCUGCCUCGCGCAGGCAGCGUAUUUCUUCCGGGCACGUGGCUCUAGCUGCUGGAAGGGCUAGUGCUCUGGCGACAGGCUCUCCAGCUCUUGCCCGCAGAGUGUACUCAUCGUCGUCGGUGGCAGGCGUCUUGGCUCAGGCCGAUAGGAUCAUGGGCCGUGCUGCUGCUGUUCGCCGCGCGCAGUAUGUGAGCUCGCGGGCGUCAUCGGCUUCACCAAGCGGAUCAGCUGUCUCGUCGGUGGUCUCUCCCGAAUCGAGCUCCGAAGUCGAGCUCGUCAGCGCCGAGGUCUGGGCCUCGGACUCGGUCGAUGUGCUCAAGGCGGAGAUCAGGCGCCUGCAGCAGCUUGUCCGUGAUUCCCGUGCUGCGGCUCGUGCCCACCAGCGGAUUUGUCCAGUUGGUGGCUUUGCUUGGCUUGGCUCCGGAGUCGGCGGUCCUGGCAGCGUGGACGCUGUACUGUUCGAAGAGGACGAUGACGAUGACGAUGACGAUAAUGACGACGACGAUGAUGACGAUUACGAUGAUGAUGAUGAUGAUGAUGAUGAUGAUGAUGACGACGACGACGACGACGAUGACGAUUACGAUGACGACGACGACGACGACCUUGACUCAGAGCUCGAGGCUGCGCUCGCCGGCAUUGUCGAUCCAGAACCGUUUUCUCCGUUGACAGGGCUGCAUAGCAACGCGGAUGCUUAUGACAGCGAUGGUGGGUCAACGAUCUCGGUUGGCGGUGAGUCGUCAGGCUCGAUGUUGGUAAUUGAUCUCGACGACGAGAUGCAGGCAGAGGCUGCGCAGCCGCCGACCGAGCUGGCGGUGGUUAUGGUUGACUCGGUGUACUCGUCGGACGAGGACAUCCGGGUGCUGGACGAAGACGAGGCGGCGGCGUUUGCGCCGCACGUGGUGAGCGAGCCGCAGUCGGCGCCGGUUGCGACAGACCUCGUGAGUGUUCUGGCGCAGUUCUGCGACGGGUCGGCGGUCCCGCUUGAUGCACUGCCGACCAUCUGCACCAUUGUGUGCGGCGGCGAUGCCGACUACGCCGAGCUGCUGGUCGACUCACUGGCCGAGAGCGGCGAGGCUGUGGAUCCAGACGAGCUUGCGGCUGUGCUUGAGGCGCAGGUCACGCCGGACAUCCUUAAUGCACUGAUGGCGCAGGCGGCGGCAGCGACAGGAGUUGGACCCGAGACCAUUGUUUCGCCCCUGCCCGACCAUGACGACACACCGGUCUCACUGGAAGGCGUCCUGGCCCGGUUUGGGAGCAAGAACACCGUCCCGCUCGCUGCGCUGCCGACCAUCUGCACUAUUGUGUGCGGCGGCGACGAGGACUACGCGCAGCUCCUUGUCGACUCGCUGGGCGAAGACGGCGAGCCUGUUGAUCUGCAUGAGCUUGCAGCCGUUCUAGACGCCCAGAUCACGCCGGCCAUUCUUGAUGAGCUUGCACUGGCCGUCACCCGUGGUGUCGGUCCGAUCUCGCACUCUGACCCGGAACUGACUGCUGGCAGCAGAGGCAAGACCAGUGAUGUGGUCGAGCUGGAAGACGCGAGUGACAGUGAUGGCGAUCCUGACAUCAGCACCACCGACGACGAUGACGACGACAAGUCUAGCGCCGAUGAGGACACGGAAGGCGAGUCUUCCAGCAGUGACCUGGUGGAUGUAGUCGACGUGACAUCGGACGACGACGCGGCUCAAGCCGCGGCGGAGGAGUCUCUGACGCUGGAGCAGGUCUUGUGUCGGUUUGCGAAGCGUGAUGGUACGUUUACCCGCGCCGCGCAGCAGACUAUUUGCACCAUUGCGUGCUCUGGCGACGCCGACCACGCCGGGCUUCUCCUCGACUCGCUCGAUAACGACAACGGCGCGAGUGUGGGUGCCACCGAGCUCGCGGUUGUGCUCGCCCCGCAGAUGACGCCACAGCUGCUGGAAGCGCUUGCGGCCAAGGCGGCGUCGCUGCCAACAGAAGCGACGGUGGCGGAUGUGCUCCGCGCCUACGAUCCUCAGAGCAUCGGCUCGUUUGAUGUGGCGACCACGCUCGCGCUGGCGCAGACGAUUCUCGGCGACGAGGGUGGCGACCAACUCGCACAGCAGCUGACGGCGGGGGUCGGCCGGGCCGAUAUUGACGAGCUCUCUCGCGCGCUAGAGGCCCAUGUUGGGCCAGUUGAGCUCGCUGCGCUUGCCCGCAGUGCACCCGUACUGGUGCGGACGCUCUCGACGUCGCCCCACGUCGAGUUUUCGGACGAAGAUUCGGACGACGAGGUCGACGAGGACCGGGCGCGCGAGGCGCAGGUCUCGCGCGACCUGCUUGGCGCGCUGGAGGCGUUUGAUCCGCUCUGCAACGGGCGGCUGGAUGCGAGCGCGAUGGCUAUGGUCCUCGAGGCAGCCAUGCCGGGUGAUGGGGCUGGGCAAGCGCAAGUGGUGGACGCAGUCGGCGAGAAUGCGUCGGUUGUGCAGCUUCACGCCGAGCUGGUGGAGCGGUUAUCGCCCGAGGCAGUGCGACGGAUUUCGGACGCUGCGCCCGAGGCGGAGACGCUGCGCUCAGUGCUGGAACUUGUCGACAUAGGAUCCACUGGCGAGCUAGGCUACGCCGAGUUGCUGGAGCUGACGCGAGUGGUGUGCGACGGCGACGCAGCAGGAGCCAAGAGCCUUGCGCGUAUCAUGAUGCAAGGCGCCGAGACGGUGGCGAUCAACAAGCUGGAGGGGGUGAUGGGCUCUGUUGUGGACGACGAGACGCUGCCGCAUCUGGCGGGCGCUGUGGCUGCGGCGAUGGCGGAGCGUGGACGGCUGAGGGACAUUUUGAACGAGUUUGACUACGAGGGCCGCGGCUCGUUUUCCGGUGACGAGCUCGCCGAGGUGGUGACCGAGCUCGGCAUGACCGAGUCUGAGGCGCAUGUGCUGGUGCAGGAGCACGGCCGGGAGUGGUGCAACUCCUCCGCGACGUAG
Molecule: messenger RNA, 3057 nt
Organism: Thecamonas trahens ATCC 50062
Lineage: Eukaryota; Apusomonadida; Apusomonadidae
Exons: 2
Coding region: 1-3057 (1018 amino acids)
Molecular function (GO): calcium ion binding
Source: RefSeq, a predicted model, not a curated record